CAUAUUCAGUCCAGUCUCCCUCCAGUUGUAGUUGUCGUUGAGCUAUAUUGAAGCAGUGCAACGCAACGACUAACGACGAAUGCGGUAGCACUAGCAGACGAAGACGAGUUGUUUAUGUUGUUUGAUUGAUUCGAUUGUACUGCAUGAGUUUUCCCUUAAAUAAGCCGCAUAAAAGGAUAUUAUUAUAAGUAACGCAGAAAGAAAAAUCGUGAAUAUUUGCUGGUUUUCGGUGGUGCAUAUUCUAAUUCAAAUAAUCUUCGGUUCCUUGUUCGUACUAUGGACAGUUUAAAAUUUAUUUCGGAAGAACUGUAUGAUAACCUAGUUGAUUCUCCAGGACCUUGCUCGAGUCCGUCUUCGGAGCUGAGUGGUACCGGCAGAAAAUGGUACAGGAAAGCAGCACACAGAAUAUUUGUCAACCGAAGUUUGCAUUUGGAAAAUAUAAAGUAUUAUGGAUUCGACAUGGACUACACCAUAGCAGAAUACAAGUCACCUCAGUAUGAAAGACUCGGGUUCAACCUGAUAAAGAAGAGACUAGUAUCUCUUGGAUACCCCCAGGAAAUAUUAGAGUUUGAAUACGAUCCCUCCUUCCCCAUCAGAGGCCUCUGGUUUGACACAACUUAUGGCAACCUAUUGAAAGUGGAUGCCUAUGGAAAUAUUCUAGUCUGUGUUCAUGGCUUCAAGUUUCUAAAGCACAAUGAAGUGUACGAACUGUACCCAAACAAGUUCCUGCAGCUGGAUGAGUCCCGAGUGUAUGUGCUCAACACACUGUUCAAUCUACCUGAGACGUACUUGUUGGCCUGUCUGAUAGACUUCUUCACAACCUCAGCAGAGUACACCCAUGAUAAGACUGGAGUUAAGAGUGGUCAUUUGAUCAUGUCUUUCAAAUCAAUAUUCCAAGAUGUGAGAAACGCCACAGAUUGGGUACACAUACAGGGAGACCUCAAAUCUGAGACUGUAAAGAACCUUGAUGAGUAUGUCAAGAAAGAUGAAAGACUGCCAGUAUUUUUGAGCCGCCUUAGGGAGAGCGGAGCUAAAAUCUUCCUUCUCACAAACAGUGACUACAGGUUCACUGACCACAUCAUGACUUAUUUAUUCGAUUUUCCUCAUGGUCCGAGACCUGACGAACCACACAGGAACUGGAAGACAUACUUUGAUGUGAUUGUAGUAGAUGCAAGGAAGCCUCUAUUUUUUGGAGAAGGCACAAUCCUACGACAAGUGGACACCACGACAGGUGCUUUGAGGCUGGGUACCCACAUGGGUCCCUUACAGAGAGAACAAGUCUAUUCUGGCGGAUCAUGUGAUGUAUUCACGGAAUUGAUCGGAGCAAAAGGUAAAGAUGUCCUAUAUGUUGGGGACCACAUUUUCGGUGACAUCCUCAAGUCAAAGAAGAUCAGAGGGUGGCGCACAUUCCUCAUUGUACCAGAGCUUAUCCAGGAACUGCAUGUGUGGACAGACAAGUGUCAACUGUUUGCUGAACUGCAGGGUCUGGACAUUGUGUUGGGCGACUUGUACAAAAACUUAGAUAGUAGCACAAAAGAGAAACCAGACAUUUCCAAAGUUAGGAACGCCAUCAGAGAAGUUACCCACAAGAUGGAUAUGUCUUAUGGCCUGCUUGGAAGUCUGUUCCGCUCAGGCUCCAGGCAGACAUUUUUCUCGUCACAAGUUGUCCGCUAUGCAGACCUUUACGCUGCCACACUGCUCAACCUCCUCUACUACCCCUUCAGCUACAUGUUCCGAGCACCGCCAAUGCUGAUGCCUCAUGAAUCAACAGUAGCUCAUGAACAACGAUUUGCAAUGGAGACUCCAGUGAUUUCCCGAUCGAGGACUUUCUCCAUCAUCGAAGAAACCGAAACUAAUGUUACCAAACGUAACCAUCGAAUGCUGGAUCAACGAUCACAGAGCUUAGUUCACGUCCGUCCAGAGACCCCCAGAAGUGUCACCCACAACCAUGAUGAAGACUACUCCGACGAGGAAAGUGACCGUCAGUCAGGAGAGGGAGAGGAGAAGCAAAGCUCCUAACGAAUUUUUUAGCUUGUACUGUACAUGUUUUGUUCUUAUGUAUAUUGUAAUCUACGAGUAAUGAAAUAAUUUUUAGAACAUUGCCAAUAAAAUUUAUACUGUUUUGCUAUAUUAUCAAAGUAAUAUAUUAUUCCAGUUAUGUUUUA
Molecule: messenger RNA, 2165 nt
Organism: Macrosteles quadrilineatus (aster leafhopper)
Lineage: Eukaryota; Metazoa; Arthropoda; Insecta; Hemiptera; Cicadellidae
Gene: Nt5b
Product: cytosolic purine 5'-nucleotidase
Exons: 12
Coding region: 277-2019 (580 amino acids)
Molecular function (GO): 5'-nucleotidase activity
Source: RefSeq, a predicted model, not a curated record